CUAAAAUUCAGCUUAAAAGAAGAUGAGGGUUGACGUUUUGUUGUUCUUAGUUUUUGCUUGUUGUGUGAGGCCUUCGUCCUCGUGCUCCUGCUUUCCUACGCAUGUGCAGACCAGCAUCUGUCAGGCUGAUUAUGCUAUAAAGGCAACGAUUUUGUCUGUGCAAGACAGUGGGGAUUUCACUUUGAGAUACAAUGUCACCGUCCAGAUGAAUUUCAAGACUGGACAGCCAACUCCAAGUUCAGUCAUCUCGAUUUUUUCGGCGAAUAACAGUGCCCUGUGUGGCGUCUACUUUAGUGUGGGGGAAACAUAUCUCAUAGUGGGCAACAUUGUAAAUGGUGAAUAUCGGACCAACUUGUGUUUUUGGAAUAUUAUCUUUUCGGAUCUGUCAGACUUUCAAAUGUUUGCACUGAAGAGAAGAAUCUAUGUGAAUAACUGUGAAUGCGAGAUUUAUCAGUGUUUUGGUUUGGAUUGCCAGAGCGAGGCAGAUUGUAUCGUUCCUCCAGAACAAACCUACUGUUACUAUAGCAACAAGGCCUGUACAAAACGAGGUGCCAAGUGCUCGUGGACCGACCACGGCUGCUGAGCGCCAUAUUGUCACGAUGUAAAUGGCGCAUCUACUGACAACUCGUAGC
Molecule: messenger RNA, 632 nt
Organism: Magallana angulata
Lineage: Eukaryota; Metazoa; Mollusca; Bivalvia; Ostreida; Ostreidae
Product: metalloproteinase inhibitor 2-like
Exons: 5
Coding region: 23-583 (186 amino acids)
Biological process (GO): negative regulation of endopeptidase activity; negative regulation of membrane protein ectodomain proteolysis
Cellular component (GO): extracellular matrix
Molecular function (GO): metalloendopeptidase inhibitor activity; protease binding
Source: RefSeq, a predicted model, not a curated record